Molecule: messenger RNA, 1339 nt
Organism: Paecilomyces variotii
Lineage: Eukaryota; Fungi; Ascomycota; Eurotiomycetes; Eurotiales; Thermoascaceae
Product: translational initiation factor 2 beta
Exons: 4
Coding region: 114-1049 (311 amino acids)
Biological process (GO): formation of cytoplasmic translation initiation complex; translational initiation; formation of translation preinitiation complex
Cellular component (GO): eukaryotic translation initiation factor 2 complex
Molecular function (GO): mRNA binding; translation initiation factor activity; translation initiation factor binding
Source: RefSeq, a predicted model, not a curated record
UCGAGUGAGAAGUAUCCUUCAGUCUUGUUCUCCUUGUUCGCCGUGCCUCUUCGCAUACGGAUCCUAUCAUCGAUCGUGCUGGUUGUUGUUCGCAUCUCUCAGUGCAAACCAAUAUGGCGGAAACUGAAGUUCAGACCGCGCCUCCGAAACACCGCAAGUCCGUAGCCUUUAGCGAAGGUGCAACAAUCAUGGAUGCCAACGGCGAGAUCAGAGAAGCCAGCCAUGCUGAGGAUAAGGUGACGGCUGAGAAGCAUUCUGCUGGACCAGCGUCGCCGGACAAGGACGUCGAUGAAGUGACAGAGCUUUUCAAGGGUCUGUCAAAAAAGAAAAAGACGAAGAAGCCCAAGGAAGAGUCUGCAGAGGGCGAGGAGGCCGCACCAGCUGCCGAUGGAGAGCUGGACCUCAGCGCCUUGAAGAAGAAGAAGACCAAGAAGGUCAAGAAGGUUGAUGAUUUCGAGGCCAAGCUCGCUGAAGCCGGUGUCGCGGAGGAGGGUGCAGAGGAAAAGGCUGAGGAGGUACCGGAAGGUGACCUCGAGGCUGGAACUGGUAUCUGGCAACACGACUCGACACAAGCGAUCCCUUACCAGCUGCUCGUCAAGCGCUUCUUCUCCCUCAUCCAGAGUCACCACCCCGAUCUGCUGUCCAGCGGUUCCAAAUCAUACAAGAUUCCCCCGCCUCAGUGUCUGCGUGAAGGUAACCGUCGUACCAUUUUCGCCAAUAUCGCCGAUAUCUGCAAGCGUAUGAAGCGUUCGGACGACCACGUUAUGCAGUUCCUGUUCGCCGAAUUGGGUACCAGCGGAAGUGUGGACGGAAGCAGACGUCUGGUUAUCAAGGGUCGUUUCCAGCAGAAGCAGAUCGAGAACGUUCUUCGAAGAUACAUCGUUGAAUACGUUACCUGCAAGACCUGCCGCAGUCCCGACACUGAGCUCAACAAGGGUGAAAACCGUCUCUACUUCGUUACCUGCAACUCUUGCGGAUCCCGUCGUUCCGUUACGGCCAUCAAGACUGGUUUCCGUGGACAGGUCGGUCGCAGAAAGAGACAGGGUUAAGCUUGUCGCUUGCUCUUCGAUUUUCUUUCGCUUGGAGAUGGUGUGGCCAGUUUCUAUCAUAUUUUUGGGUGUUCUCUCGCGUGCACUUUUUACCAAGCAUUUGUGGUGGACUGGGAACGGACUGAACGAAUGAUUCCGAGGUUGAUGUCAAGCCUGAUGACGCUCAAAAAUUUUUAUCAUGAGGGUGUGGAGAAUCGGAAUCGUUGAACAAAAUGUAAGACAUGGGAAUGGAAAUAACGGUAUGGCAAAGUGGAUGACAAUGGAUAAGAAUUAGAUUCACUCCCAUUCAG